CACGGUGACGUCAUCACGUUGAGUUCGACGCACAGCAGGCUAUGGCGCUUCCUGACUGGAUAGUGACAUCGUUGGUCGCUGCAUCCUUCUUCUGUUUCUUGUGCUUAUUUUUUCGGUACAGACGGGCCACGUUGGAGUUCUGCAGGAAGCUCCUGAACAGGAUCAUGGCUCGAACAGAGAAGCCGCUGUUCCGAAUCGCGUAUACACUCUACACAAGGACCAGACUGGGUUAUAUAUACUACAGGAGGCAAAUGAGGAAAGCCAGGGAGAAAUAUCCUGCUGGGCAUUCCACAACUCGUCCUAUGGAGCUCAACGGUAUAAAAAUAAUUCCCAUCUCAGUUCUGUCUGACAACUACAGCUACCUUAUUAUUGACACAGCCUCCAGUAUUGCAGUUGCUGUAGACCCUGCAGACCCUCAAACAGUUCAGACGGUGCUUGAAGAAGAGGGAGCAAUGUUAGAAGCUAUAUUAUGUACCCACAAGCACUGGGACCACAGCGGGGGCAACAAAGGUCUGAAAAGGCUUCACAGCGCCUGUCAUGUGUACGGAAGCGCAGCUGAUAACAUUCCUGGCCUCACGCACCCACUCUCACACAGAGACACAGUCAAUGUGGGCCGGCUGCACUUUAAGGCCCUGUUCACUCCUGGACACACCGUGGGCCACAUGAUCUACCUCCUGGACGGCCCGGCAGUCGGUUCCCCCUCCAGCCUCUUCUCUGGGGAUCUGGUGUUCCUCUCAGGAUGUGGGAGGAUGUUCGAGGGCAAUGCCACAACAAUGCUCUCCUCUCUGGACACAGUCGGUUCCUUAAGUGAUGAUACUUUACUGUGGCCCGGUCAUGAGUAUGCAGAGGACAACCUGCUGUUUGCUGCUGAGGUCGAGCCACGCAACGCCGCCCGAGAGAGCAAAUAUCAGUGGGUGCUGCAGCAGCGAGGCCAGAAGCUUUGUUCGGUGAGAAUGAUAUUUCUGCCAUUGUUAUGCUCCUCAAGCCCGCCUUCCCAGAAAGGACUCGUGUUGUCCUGCACCGGGGAAACAAGGCUUAUCGCUGCAUACAGUUUACAUGCUGUCAGAGCCUGGUCUGCAACCCUCCUCCCCCAACCGUCCAGGCUUACUGUCGAGCUUCAUCUGUGAUGCACUCUGCAGCCGGGCAAAGGCUCUCAGUUCAGGGCUUACCUGGAAUUUAGAUUGCUUUUUACCUCUUAUCAAUACAACAUGACUGCACAGGCUGUUCCAUUAGUUUUUACCUCCCGGAGUUUUGUCAACCUCCAUUUCCAGAAUACAGCAUGUUGCCAAAGUGUUUAUACCUCCUGAACUUUUGUGUAUUUGAUCACCUGCAUUUCAUACCGAUUAUACUCAACCAAUCAGACGCAUCAGCAACUGGAUUUUAUUGCAGGAAAAGAAUAUUCUAUUAUUUGAGUACUCUAUCGAUUAUUGUUACGAUUAAUUGAGUAAUCGGACAAAAAUCUCUCGUCCUCUCUCUUUCUGGGAGGAGAAACGCUGUCGUACUCCAAGCACCGCACCAGUCGAUUUAAGAAUGCUUAUCGGUCCCCUAA
Molecule: messenger RNA, 1549 nt
Organism: Poecilia latipinna (sailfin molly)
Lineage: Eukaryota; Metazoa; Chordata; Actinopteri; Cyprinodontiformes; Poeciliidae
Gene: pnkd
Product: PNKD metallo-beta-lactamase domain containing
Exons: 8
Coding region: 42-1127 (361 amino acids)
Cellular component (GO): mitochondrion
Molecular function (GO): hydroxyacylglutathione hydrolase activity
Source: RefSeq, a predicted model, not a curated record